AUUCUGCACAUGCGUGGACACCUGCUCUCAGGCCUGUGUCCUCUCCAGGGGCGCGGGUCGAUCCUCGCCAUUCGAGUUCGUCGGGCAUUGGGUCCAGCGCCCCUUCCACUGUCCAACUUUCAGAGCUGACAAAGGCUGGAGUGAGAUAGUGAGGGGACUGGCUAUCUGAAGUACACUCUUGCCUAUUCCCAAUGUCAACUCCAGGGCUGAGAAAACUGCCUUCGAAGCCCAAGCUCCAGAUGCAAUGGUUUCCUCCAUUUUGUACAGUUUCUUACAGUCUCUAGGAAGAGCACGGCCAUGUUCCAUGCAACAAUGGAUUUCAGCUAAGCCAUUUCUGGACACCAGGCAUGCGAUGUUGUUUCUGACUGCCAGCAAGAAGGGUCUACCAAACCUGCCUGUGGUGGCUGAAGCUGAUUUAGAUGAGCAGUUUGUCCGCGGACAUGGCCCUGGGGGUCAGGCAACCAACAAGACCAGUAACUGCGUUGUACUCAAACACGUCCCGUCUGGAAUUGUUGUAAAGUGCCAUCAGACGAGAUCGGUGGAUCAGAACAGGAAAAUAGCCCGAACAAUUCUGCAACAAAAGCUCGAUGUCUAUUACAACGGGAUCGACAGUGAAGUUAUGAAGCAAAAACAGGAACAGCAGUGGAAGAAACAAGAGAAGAAAAAGAAAGCAAAAGAUAAUUUGGAAAGAAAGCGACAAUUUAAGAAUCUUUUAAAAGAAUCCAUAGAUGCUACUUAACUGAAGUAACUUAAUCAUGUCAGUAAUUUUUUUUGAAGCACCAUGUGUAGUCUAAUUAUCCGAUAAUAAACAACCUGUGGUUAAAAGACUGGCCAAUAUUUGUCUUGCGGAGACACAAGAUCCUGCAGAUGCUGGAAAUCUGGAGCAGCACACUAAGGUGCUGGAGGAUCUCAGUGGGUCAGGCAGCAUCUGUGAAGGGAAAUAGACAGUUGACAUUUCAGAUCCAGACCCUUCAUCUGGACUAGAAAGUGCAGUCCAAGGUGAAAAAUGUGUUAUCAGGGGUUCCUGUCCUUUUUUUUUAAUGCCAUGGACUAUUGUAAUGUGAACAGUCACUAGAAAGAUGCAGCUAGUAGAUACGUAGUAGUGUCUUUAUUUGACAAAAUGAGACACAGCAGGCAUCAUAUUGAGACCCUUUUGGGGGAAGAAGCCUGCUCAAUCCAACAUGACGUGACAUUUUAUAAGCUAAAGAUCAAAAUGUCUCUACAGUGCUUCUUUUGAAUUACAUAUAUCUUUUACAUAUAACUUUCACACCCACACUCCCGACACCCAAAUUAUAUUGUAUCAGCAUUGUCUGGUUUUCCAAUUAACUGCAGUUCGUAGCUCUUAGGAACCUGUUGCCCAGAGCUGCAUUUUAAGUAUUCAGAUCUGAAGAUUGGUGGCUGAAGUUUGCUGCUGAAGUGAAUAUUUUGCCAUACAGCCUAAGUAUAGAAUAUUGUCUAACAGGACCAGUGUCAUUAAGCAAGGGAUCUGUGGACCCCAGGUUGGGAACCCCUGUCCUAGAUGGUGUUGGUCACAAAGGAAUGGCUAACUCGUGUAUUUGACAUUUAAGUAAUAUUUGAGUAAUCUUGUGUGAUAUAUAGUAUUCUUGCUUGUUUAAAUAAUUAAUUACAGGUUACAUGUAAAAAAAAUACACUAAUGGCAUAUGUCACCAUGCAUGCCUCACUUAAAGUAAAAAUAAAGCCAGACUCGCAUUUUGGACCCUGUGUCUUCCUUUCGAUUAAAUUAAAGUUUCGAAGUUACAAAACGUAAAUCAGUUGAUGAUCGGUCAACAAUAGAGUGGAUGAGGAGAAGAUGUUUCCUAUGAUGGGUGAGUCUAGGACCAGACAGUGUAGUCUCAGAAUAGUGGGGCGUCAAUUUGGAAUGGAGAUGAGAAGGAAUUUCUUUAGCCAGAGGCUGAUGAAUCUGUGAAAUUUGGCUGUGGAGGCCAAAUCAUUGGGCCAAAUCAUUAAGGCAGAGAUUGAAUAAUUCUUGAUUAGUCAGGGUGUGAGGGAAAUGGAUCAGCCUUAAUCAAAUGAUGGGCCAAAUGGCCUAGUUCUGCACCUGCGUCUUGUGGCCUAAUACUUGUGUCUGGUAGGUUUGCAGAAAUGACUUUCUAUAUGAGGAAUAGUUUCAUCACAGGUGAGAAGUUAAGGAUUUGGGAUUGAAACAAUUGGAGGAGGUGAUCGUGAGAUUUUAACCAACACUGUUUCGCUGGUCAGUUGAGGAGUGGUGACUGUGGCAGCAAAAACACAAAAGCACUCAUCGUACUUUUUAACUAGAGCAAGGGACAUACUGCUCAUCAUCAUCCUUCACCAAGAAUAGCCGCCACAGUAACACAGUGGUGAGCACAACAAUAUUACAGCUUGAGGUGUCACAGUUCAAUUCCAGUGUCCUCUAAGUCUGUCCUCCUCCUGAAUGUGCAGGUUUCCCCUGGGGUCCUCCAAUUUCCUCCCACAGUUUAAAGACAUACCUGUUAGUAGCUUAAUUAGUCAUUGUACAUUGUCCCAUGAUUAGGUUGGGGUUAAAUCAGUGGGUUACUGAACGACAUGGCUGGAAGGGCCUAUUUAGCACUAUAUCUCUAAAUCGGGGUUCCCAACCUUUCUUAUGCCAAAGGUCACAGGUGAACUGGAAAUAACUCAGAUGUGUAGCUGGAAUGGUUGGAUUGAGUUGUUCUCUGAUCUUGGUGAUCUGGGAAAAGUCAGGCUGUUAAUGAUUCCACGUGGACAGUCACAGGUUGCGCACUCCCGUUGCACAAUACACAGAGAUUCCUCUUGCACUCUCUGCAAGUUGUCUUUCAUGUUUGCCUUCACGGAGUCAGAGUGCACCUUCAGCCCACAAGUUAGCUACUCCUACCGUGGGAUAAAGAUUGUGACUAUACACC
Hypanus sabinus (Atlantic stingray) is the source of this 2879-nucleotide messenger RNA. RefSeq names its product mitochondrial translation release factor in rescue (gene mtrfr). Bases 245 to 739 code for a protein of 164 amino acids. The record is from RefSeq and is a predicted model, not a curated record. NCBI's taxonomy places the organism in Eukaryota, Metazoa, Chordata, Chondrichthyes, Myliobatiformes, Dasyatidae. Gene Ontology annotation, cellular component: mitochondrion. The transcript has 3 exons. Gene Ontology annotation, molecular function: translation release factor activity. Gene Ontology annotation, biological process: translational termination.